AAAACAACUGUCCUUCCGAAAAAAAAGAAAUUUUUACUUUAAUUAAUUUACAGACAUGGUACGAAGAAUGAAUGUAUGUUUGUUGGAGAUAUUUAAUUAUAUAUAAUAUUAAACCUUAUUUUUUAUUGUCAUAAUUCUUAUAUUCAAUCCUGGGGUGGUGGAAAUGUGUAGGAAGAAGCAACAUCUCCCGAAGAGUCAACCUUGGAGUCAUACAUUACACUGUCUGGAACAGUAUUCCUAGUACUACCUUCCUUCCUUCCUGCUUUCCUCCUUCUUCACUUUCAUGUUUUUUCAUUAUUCAAAUUUUAAUUAUAAUUAAAAAUAAAUAAAAAUCAUUGGUUUAGUUCUAUCUUUUUUCUUCCUCUUCUCUCUGCUUCAUCCUACAGUUAUAGAUAAGAUAACAGAAUUGUUGAAGUUAAGUGUGAGUGAGUGAGUGAGUGAGGUUGGUGUUUUUGUCUCCGAUGAUGGGUAACCCUAACCCUAACCCUAACCCGGAAGAGGAAAGGAGCCUCCAAGAGGAGCUCUCGGGUCCAAUCUUACUGGGAGACAGAGUGAUCAAACUGGCCCAUGAAGCCGAAUCAUCGAAGACGGAGUGCUCGGAGCUGGCGAAUAAGGUGCAUCUCCUCUGCGACAGCCUCCGCUCCGUCGUGCGGGUGGUCUCCGCCACGCAAUCACUGAACGAGCGCCCAAUCCGCCGCAUCGUGUGGGAAGUGUCGAAGAAUCUGGAGCGCACGCUGGCACACGUGCGCAAGUGCAAGAAGCACGGCGGUGUCCUCCGGCAAGUAUUCUCGAUAACCACAACGGCGGAUUUUCGAAAGGUUUGGAACCUUCUGGAAUCUUCUAACGGCGACAUGUCGUGGCUAUUAAGCAUCUUUGAUUCAAAGGGGACGAAUCUAUCACUCCCACCCAUAGCCAGCAACGACCCCAUACUUGCGUGGGUUUGGACUUACACCUACACACUCCAGCUAGGUCAGCUCAAGGACCGAGCCGAAGCCGCCACGAACCUUGGUUCCCUCGCCAGGGACAAUGACCGUAACAAGUUCAUUAUCAUGGAGGAAGGUGGGGUCUUGCCGCUUCUCAAGCUUCUUAAAGAGGCUGCUUCACCGGAUGCUCAGGUUGCCGCUGCUAAUGCUCUCGUUAACAUAGCCACUAACCAAAACCGGGUUGUCCGGUUCAUCGUGGAGUCCGUUGGUGUCCCCACCAUUGUUCAGGUUCUGGGUGAUUCACCCAUGAGGGUUCGUGUUUCCGUGGCCAAUUUGGUUUCCACCAUGGCCGAACAAGACACCGUUGCUCGUGAAGAGUUUGUGAGGGUCAAUGUGACUAGACCCCUUGUCUCUUUGCUGUCCAUGGAUACUGUCCUCGCUGACCCCAUGGCUGGUCGAGCCAGCAUUCAUUCACUUGUUCUGAAUUUGUCAUCGGCAGGGGAGGUUAAUUCCGAUGGCGGUAGCAGAGGGGGACACCAACACCAUAGAAGGGAAAGAGAAAGAGAUGUUGAGAGCCCUGAGUUAAGGAAUGAUAUCAAAGUGUGUUGUGCUAAGGCUCUGUGGAAACUCUCUGAAGGGUGUCUUUCAAGUUGCAGGAAGAUUACUGAGACUAAGGGUUUGCUUUGUCUGGCUAAGAUUAUUGAGUCCGAGAGUGGAGAAUUGCGGUUCAAUUGUCUUAUGGUUGUCAUGGAGAUUGCUUCCGUGGCUGAGUCCAAUGCUGAUCUUAGAAGAGCUGCUUUUAAGCCCACCGCUCCGGCGGCUAAGGCAGUUUUGGAUCAGCUUUUGAGGGUGGUUCGGGAAGAGAGCGAUCCGGCGUUGAAGAUCCCUGCCAUUAAGUCAAUUGGAGCCUUGGCCAGAAACUUCUCUGGAAAGGUUCCACAAGUUCUUGGUCCUUUAGUUGCCCAGCUUGGUAAUAGAGAUGUAGAUGUGGCAAGUGAAGCUGCUAUUGCCUUGGUAAAGUUUGUGUGCCUGGACAACUACAACUGUGUUGAUCAUUCUAAGGCAAUACUUGAGCUUGAUGGAAUUCCUAAACUAAUGAGUCUGCUGCAGAUAAAUGAUCGUCAACAAGUGCAUGGCCUAAAAUUACUUUGUUACCUUGCCUUGAAUGUGGGUAACAGUAAGGUUCUUGAGCAAGAACGUGCCUUGAGUACUCUAGAGAAGCUUGCUUGUCCUGUUCUAGCUCAACACCCUGAUUUGAAGGAACUGUACGCAAAAGCCAUACAUCACCUCACUCUUUAUCAGCCGGGAGCUCAAUUGCACAAACAGCCCUUUGGGCUAUAAGCACCACUGAUUUCGCUAGUCAAAAUAAUGAUCCUUGUUUCCCUUCCAGAUAUUUAAAUUCCUGCAGAGAUGACAUGAAAAAGCUAAGCCAUGCAUUCUCCAGAUAUAACUGCCUCUGUUAUCACAUUUGGCAGGGAAAAAAAAAAAAAAGACUACAUUUAAACUUAGUUCUCCUGUUAUUAAGUGAAGGGAUGAGGGGUAUGAAUAUUUUGCAUUGGUUGGGGGAAGCAUAACAUGAGCUUGUAUAAAACUACUGAUGAUGUAGGUUUGCCUUAUCCCUCUUGGGAUGUUCUUCGAGAAGCAAUCCAAUGUCUGGAAAGUAAGGAUAGUGGCGAUCAAUAGAAGAUUUCAAGACACGAGCUUACUAUAAAUUUUGAUCCAAAAUAUAUCCUGGUAACCAUGUCUGUAGAGUUCCUUGUUAUUAUUAACUGUAUAUAAACCUACAUGUAAUGCAAUGAUUGAAGUUUGUACAAAGUUGUCAUGGAUUAAAAAGUGGCGAUCCAAUGUUUGAGAAAUAAAGAGAGUGGAUGUCAGUGUGGAGUUCAAGACAUGAGCUUGCUAGCAAUAUUGAUUCAGAAAUUAUCCUGGUAACUGAAUCUAAAGAAUUGCGAGGUGUUGUGAACUGUAUAAAUCUACAUACAAUGGAACAACUGAAGCUUGUAUACAGUUUUCAUGGAGUAAAAAGUGUCUCCAAAGCUUGCAGCUGGCAUUCUGGAUAGACAAGGUGAACAUUUGGAAAAAUAUGUCGUUUAAAGCAAUGAACAUGAAGUUUUACUGUGUAUUUAUUCACUUGGGGUACAUGUUUGCUAAAUUGUUUAUGUUGAAAAAAGAAUUCAGUAAAUUGUGUGUGGCCAAGUUGAAAUCAGGGAAUGGAAAUGGAUGCGUAGUUGGAUCUUAGUCUUCAACAUGGCAGCAUGCAUUUCUGUUUUCUGUUGUAAGUUGCGGUAUUUCAAUCCCUAUCCCGGAGUUACUCUUGAGAGGAGUUGUUUGCAUUUGGUAACCCCUGAUGAAUUUCAUGAAGCUGAGAUGAUACACACCUCUUGGAAUUAGUGUGAUAACUUCAUUAGACCUAAUCUGUUAAUUUUUAUUUAAUGUCACCCUCGGAAUCGGAUUUAUUGUUGGUUGAAACAUAGUUAUCAGAUUAAAGAAGACUGGUUAGUUGAUGACAGCAGGUAGACCACCCUGAAAUCCCAUUUGCUGCAAAAUGUUUAAGUAUCAGUUUGUUGUACAGGCCGUGUCUUUGGUUUUCAGGAAACAGUAUGCCAUGACGUUCUUGAGUUUUACAAAUUGCAAUAUAAGUCAUAUUUUCCUGUAGUAAGCGCAAGUAUGUGGUUGCAAAUUUUUAGUUGCUCGAUUACGUAUCUAAAACUAUCAAGUAACAAUAAAUGUACAUACAGUACACUUGGUCCAAUGGUCUUCCACAAGGAUAGAUUACCAAGGUUCAAUCCCAUUUCCCUCAAACUUUCUGUUGGAAAAUCGAGCUGCUU
Messenger RNA from Gastrolobium bilobum, 3751 nucleotides. RefSeq lists its product as uncharacterized. NCBI's taxonomy places the organism in Eukaryota, Viridiplantae, Streptophyta, Magnoliopsida, Fabales, Fabaceae. Gene Ontology annotation, molecular function: protein binding. Gene Ontology annotation, biological process: cell surface receptor signaling pathway. Bases 462 to 2264 code for a protein of 600 amino acids. The record is from RefSeq and is a predicted model, not a curated record. The transcript is spliced from 2 exons.